Ictalurus furcatus (blue catfish) is the source of this 3011-nucleotide messenger RNA. RefSeq lists its product as uncharacterized. The coding region runs from base 1037 to 2197 and encodes 386 amino acids. Lineage: Eukaryota; Metazoa; Chordata; Actinopteri; Siluriformes; Ictaluridae. The transcript is spliced from 2 exons. The record is from RefSeq and is a predicted model, not a curated record.
UCACUCAAGCAGCUGUAACUGAGGCUUUUGAGAUGUUGUUCCUGUUUUUGGGUGUGGUCAUCAAUUAAGUUCAGAAAACUGUUUCUCAGGAACUGCCAGUCCGAUUGAGCUCAAAUUAGGUAUUCAUCAUCGUUAUCCUAAUUUGUAAGUGUUUGUUAAUAUCGACCUGGUUGCUGAAAAAGCAUGGCCACCACUGGCACCAAUCGGCUUGCAGUUUGGCCAGUUAACUUUCAGCAGGCAUUUGAUAGGGUUAACAGUCAAUAAGUGUCACAAAACCUGAAUAACCGGCAACUCUAGGAACCCACUAAAAAUGAUGCCUUUUCACUCACACUGGCCACUAAACCCUUUUCAUAUAGUCAAGCAUAUCUCGUGUAAAAUAAGGCGUACAUUAAAGAUUCUUUCUUUGGCUAUCUUUCAUCGAUUCGUGCUUCAAAACUGUGGUGUCAGAUUACGCAUAAGUGCCUGCCCAUCAAUAAUUGUCUUACAAGUCAUUGAUGGGCUGGCACUUCUGAGUAAUCUUUUCACCGCCUGCGAACGAAUCAGUGCGAGUCAGAGCUUACUUUUUAGUCAAACAGCUACAACACAUGAAAUAUUGGAUGGAUUCAGUCAAAACCUGAAAGGCAUAUUCAGGACUAGAUUCUGAGGUAUGUCAAUGGGAACACCAUAGCAAAGAACAAGGAUACCAUAGCAACUACCUAACAACAGCCUAACAGCCACACGGAACAUCACAGCAAUACCUUAGCAACCAACGAAUGACUAACUACGUUCUUGCGAAUACUGCAAUUUUGCUGCAGGUUACUGCAAAGAAUUGGGAUUAUUUAUACAACACCUACACAAUCAACAUUCCUGUUAUCAUACAAGGCAUAUCCCACAUUUAUAAAUAUUUAUUAUAUUGGUAGCUAUCUCAACUCUAAAAACUACCUCAGCUCGACAUUGAACAGCAUUGCACUGCACUUCAUUCCACAUACAGAUCAUAGUUUUGCUAAAGAACAUUUGCCUCCCUUAACGGAAAAAGACCUCUUUCCCAACAUCCAAUAUGAGUGGUGUGGCAGAACGGAUUUUGGAAAAUAAGGACAAGAUUGAAAAGGGAGUGGAGAUCCUAGGUAAAGGCUGUGAGAUCCUGGCAGUCACUGUAGGCCAGUUCAAUCCCAUCCUGGAGGCAGUUUUUAGGGUCUCAGCUGAGAUCCUUUGCAACCCAGAGGGCAAGGAGGCGAAGUAUCUUGCUGAUCAGUUUGAAAGUGUCAACCAGAAGUUGGAAAACAUUGAAAAAACACAGCUGGCGCUGCAGCGAUCAUUAUUGAACAUGGAGAACUUUAAGUUCUACACACAGAUAAUCAACCAGUAUGAAAUGUUUAAAUAUAUAUUCACAGCCAAACCCCAGUAUAAAAGGCUGAAGAUAAACGAGUUCCUCAUCUACUUUGAGGUAUAUGAUGGAGAAAAGAACCUUGAUUGCUUGUACGAUGCCUUCACUAGAGAGAACUCUUCUGGAGAUCCAAUGCUGACCACUAUACUGGCCACCGAGCAGCGGAGCAGGAGGGCAGUGGAGGAAUUCUGUGCUUCGAUGAAGAAGGUGUUUGUGGUUGGGAUCAUGGCAUUGAUGGGCUACGCUGCGCUAAAGGAAGGCACUGUUGGAGAGGAUAUGGUGAAGAAAUGGCAAGACCGCAUGGAGGAGGUGGAGAAGCGCAUGAAGGCAGCAGUAGAUGAAUGUGUGGACAACUUUCCUGCACAAGCCAAGAUUGAUAUAAAUCAGAAGCUUACAGAGAGGCAGAGCAGUGUCGACCCUGAGUUUACUAAAUUCAUACUGGAUGCCCUUGUCAAGAAGUAUGACUGGGUGUCCUGGUCAGUUAGGGUGUUUAAAGAUGAUGACAGCAAACUUGGGAAGUUUCUGUUUGGCAAGCGGCACCAUGUAAAUGGAGGUGACAAUUAUUUUGAGCUUUUGUGCAAUAAUAAAAUAAUGAUUGUGGUGUCUUUCACUGAGGACCCUAAACCGCUCAACAAGAGUCAAAUAAAUGAUCAAAUAGAGGAAAAGAAAGGUGAUAUGAAAUCUAUGGCUGAGUCUCUAUGUAGGAGUUUUCCUAACUGCCAUGUGCAUGCUGUCAGUCGCGCUAACAGAGUGGAGGAAGCCAAUAAUUUCAACCCUGAGCACUUUUAUUAUAUACAUCACAAAAAAGCUUACAUUUGUAUCCACUCAGAAUAAUGGAAUUUAGAUCAAAUUAAAUAUAUUAAUGCCAAUCAGAGUCUACACUAUCUGCUCUAUUUGGAUUCUUCAGGCUCCUAUUAAUUAAUGGAUUCUACAUUUAGACAAAAAUUUAUGCUUGUUGUUGUUGUUGUAGCACUUAAUCAUGGAAACAAGACAGAUUUAGACUGAGGGUCAAAGCACUAAGGCUUGACAGGAACACAUUAGGCUCUAAAGAAGGAAAUAUGAACAGAAAAGAAGUUUGAUAUUGUUUUAAUGUCCAUACCUUAUAUAAACCCUUACAUAUGUAAAUAAACCCAAAGUUUAGUAAACCUAUUCCCAGCCUAUGACCUAUUUUUUUUCUGAUACACCUAAUGUAAACACUGGUUACAUUCCCAGCAUUUUUAUUUUAUAUUGUUAUAUCUUUUUGCAUUACCCGUUACUAUUGUCCUGUUUCAGUAAUCAUCGUACUACCUUGUGCUGUUUGCACAUGCACUUUAUACAGUCCUGUAUAGGUCUUAUUUAGUUCUGUGUAAUCUCAUGUAUUUUGGUGUUGUGUUAUGUAGCAUCAUGACCCUGAAGGAAUGUUGUUUCAUUUCACUGUGUACUCUACCAUCUGUAUAUGAUUGAAAUGACAAUAAAGCCAGAAUACAGACUUUCCCUUCUAAAUCUAGUGCAUGAACUUGUAAAUCUAUUAGAGCUUACUGUUAAAUACAGGCUUUUAAGCUAUUAUUAGAUUUUACCAUUACAUCAUUGAGCAUUAGUAAUUAAUACAUAAGUAAUGCAUAUAAAAUGAUUAAUAAAUGAUACUAUUGAAAUAUCUAAUCAUUGUUUC